UAUCGGUAUAUUUUAAGAGCGAAAAAUAUUUAGUUAUUUCUUCAUUGAUAUAAAUAUAAUAAUGAUUCGAAUUUGCCUAAUUUUUAUUGAUAAACUUUAUCGAAAUUUCGUAUUGCGCGGGAUGACUGACUGACAUUUUGAAAAACUGCGUCUAUGCGAAACUCAGCUAUACAUAGCUCUUCGUUAUAUCAUCAUGAUAAACAAGGCGUAAGGUCACGUUCCGAGUUAACGCACGUGUAGAUCAUAAAAGUUUUCCCUCUCGGUUCAUUGUUGUAAAAUUAGUUAAAAUUUCAAGCGACAAAAAACUCAUGGAAUCCAGUGCUUUAUUCACAGGAGCCGUUAGAGUAAAAGAGGAGCCUAGCGAUGUGUCCCACAGUGAAAAUGAUUGCGACGAGAAACCCGAUCUGAAAAACUACCAACGCCUACCAUUUCCACAAGAAUAUUCGACCUGUACUCUUCGAAAAUGUGACGUAAACCAUGGAACUGAAUUUGACCAUGAUGUGGAAGUAGUCGUUGAAUGUGAAGAUGUCAAGCCUUUUAUGGAUUUAUUAAAAGCUAAAAAAUUUGACAACGAUUCUCAACAACUCGCGAAAUAUAGCGAUGAUUAUGGAACUCGAAAUAUAAUUAAAAUGGAACCCACGAAGGAAGUAAAACAGGAAUUUCCCGAUGGCUCUGUAGAAGAAUCGAAUGUGAAUUUCGACCGUGAACUCAACAAGCAGAAUGAAAGAAGAAAAAUCACAAAAAUGCCUUACAAAGUACAUAAAGUCAAAAGAUGCAUCGGUUCGAUGAAUAGUAAAACAAUCCACCCAUGUAAAAUAUGCGGAAAGAAAUUGUCAAGUCAGAGUAGUCUCAACAGGCAUGUCAAAUCAUUACACUCGUGUCAAAUGUACGACAGGACAUUUUCAUUUAAAGGUAAUCACCAAAUGCACGUUGCCUCGAUGCACAAUGGGGUCACUUAUGAAUGUAAUGAAUGUGGAAAGUCAUUUGUACGAAAGGACAGCCUCAAAAUCCACAUGGAUUCCGUGCACAAUAAAAUUACGCAUGCAUGUGAUAUUUGUGAAAGAACCUUCUUCCACAAACGCAGUCUCAAAAAUCAUAAGGAUGCGAUGCAUAACAGUAUCACAUAUGCAUGCGAUGUGUGUGGAAAAACGUUCAAGUACCAAAAUAUACUCAAAUUCCACGUCGAUGUAGUACACAAUGGUGUCACUUAUGAAUGUGAUAAAUGUAAAAAGUCAUUUGCACGAAAAGAUAGUCUCCAAAGACAUAUCAAUGCGAUGCACAAUGGUGUGAGCCAUGCAUGCGAUAUGUGCCCAAAAACAUUCUGCUCAAAGGCUUAUCUUAAAGUCCACAUGGAUUCCGCGCACAAUAAAAUUACAUACGCAUGUGAUAUUUGUGAAAAGACAUUCUCAACUAAAGGUAACCUCAGAUGCCACAUGGAUGCGAUGCAUAAUAGUAUCACACACGCAUGCGAUGCGUGUGAAAAAACGUUCAAGCGCAAAUUUGAACUAAAAUUCCACAUCGAUGCAGUACACAAUGGUGUCACUUAUGAAUGUAAUAAAUGUAAAAAGUCAUUUUCACGAAAAGAGAGUCUCCAAAGACAUAUCAAUGCGUUGCACAAUGGUGUUGCGUACGCAUGCAAUAAAUGUGAAAAGACAUUCACAGAAAAGGGAAGUCUCAAAAUCCACAUCGAUUCCGUGCACAAUAAAAUUACGCAUGCAUGUGAUAAUUGUGAAAAAAUGUUCGUCCACAAACGCAGUCUCAAAAACCAUAUGGAUGCGAUGCAUAAUAGUAUCACAUAUGCAUGCCAUGUAUGUGAAACGACGUUCAAGCGCAAAUAUGAACUCAAAGUCCACGUCGAUGCAGUACACAAUGGUGUCACAUAUACGUGCGAUAUGUGCGGAAAGGCAUUCACACUAAAAGCAAAUCUCAAAAAACAUAUUGAGAAGAUGCACAAUGGUGUCAAUUAUCCGUGUCAUACGUGCGAAAGGACUUUCAAACGAAAGGAUCGUCUGAAGCUCCACAUGGAAUCUGUGCACAACCAAAUCAGACAGUCGUGCGUAUUUGCAAAAAGGAAUUCCUAAGCAAGGCCAAUCUCAAAAAGCACAUGAAUUCGAUACAUCGCUCAGGCUUCCAAAACUUGAAGAACGUAUAAAAUUUAUUUUAUGAAAAUCUCGAUUUUCUUUAAUGUUAUCUCAUAAUGUAUCAAUGUUUAAAUUUUUUAAAAAUUCAAUAAAUUUUUCGAAGAAAAUGAAGCACAUUCUUGCUGGUCAACACCCCUCGAUUCGAUGGCGAUUUGUAAUGGUCACAUUUCGGCUCGAGUCAAAAGAUAAAAAUAAAAAAUAAAAAAAAAACAAUAGA
Molecule: messenger RNA, 2358 nt
Organism: Trichogramma pretiosum
Lineage: Eukaryota; Metazoa; Arthropoda; Insecta; Hymenoptera; Trichogrammatidae
Product: zinc finger protein draculin-like
Exons: 3
Coding region: 309-2081 (590 amino acids)
Biological process (GO): regulation of DNA-templated transcription
Molecular function (GO): RNA polymerase II cis-regulatory region sequence-specific DNA binding; DNA-binding transcription factor activity, RNA polymerase II-specific
Source: RefSeq, a predicted model, not a curated record